UUUUGGGUUUAUAAUCACUACACAUUUCAUAAUCCAGAUGGGUCUUCCUCCCCAUGAAGCAAUCAACCAGUUCAAGGAGUUAAUGGACCAAGUUGAUGAGCCUCUUAAAAGAACAUUCAAGAACGUUCAUCAGGGAUAUGUAGUCGAAACUUUGGAGCGAUUUCUUAAAGCAAGAGAGGGAAAUGUUACGAAAGCCCACAAGAUGUUGGUGGAUAGCUUACAGUGGAGGCUGCAAAAUGGGAUAGAUGACAUUUUAGCUAAACCGAUUAUUCCUGCUAAUUUCUACAGAGGAGUUCGUGAUUCGCAGCUGAUAGGACUGUCUGGUUACACAAGAGAGGGCCUUCCCGUGUUUGCUAUCGGUGCAGGCCUCAGCACAUUCGACAAAGCAUCUAUCCAUUAUUAUGUGCAAUCACACAUUCAAAUAAAUGAAUAUCGGGAUCGUGUGAUACUGCCGGCUGCAACUAAAAAGAAUGGAAAGUAUAUUGGCAAGUGUGUGAAGGUUUUAGAUAUGAGUGGCCUAAAGCUUUCUGCACUGAACCAGAUUAAGCUGCUGACAACAAUCUCUACUGUUGAUGAUCUCAACUACCCAGAGAAAACGAUCACAUAUUAUAUAGUAAACGUCCCCUACAUAUUCUCAGCUUGUUGGAAGGUUGUGAAACCGCUGUUGCAAGAGAGAACAAAGUUAAAAAUACGAGUGUUGCAAGGUGGAGGUCGUGAUGAGCUGUUAAAGAUAAUGGACUACCCUUCACUCCCUCAUUUCUGCCGAAGAGAUGGGUCUGGGUCCGGGUCCGGUUCUGGGUCAGGAGCGGGCAAUUCGAAUGAUAAUUGCUACUCGUUGGACCAUCCAUUUCAUCAAGAACUAUACAACUACAUGAAGGAGCUAUCAGGGAUUGAUGAACCAAAAGAGCCAACAAAGCAAGGAUCAAUCCACGUGGAAGUGCCGAUGGGGGACCACGAAGGCGUAGAGUUACACAGAACGUUGGAAUCGGAGCUGAUGAAGCUCAGAACCCGAAAGAGCCUCUCUGGGUCUUUAGAGAAAGUCAAAGACCUUCCUGCUUUAUGA
Helianthus annuus (common sunflower) is the source of this 1063-nucleotide messenger RNA. RefSeq names its product phosphatidylinositol/phosphatidylcholine transfer protein SFH2. The transcript has 2 exons. Lineage: Eukaryota; Viridiplantae; Streptophyta; Magnoliopsida; Asterales; Asteraceae. Bases 38 to 1063 code for a protein of 341 amino acids. The record is from RefSeq and is a predicted model, not a curated record.